Melitaea cinxia (Glanville fritillary) is the source of this 2718-nucleotide messenger RNA. It is a transcript of the gene Gyc88E, whose product is annotated as soluble guanylate cyclase 88E. The record is from RefSeq and is a predicted model, not a curated record. The transcript has 15 exons. Gene Ontology annotation, cellular component: guanylate cyclase complex, soluble. The coding region runs from base 1 to 2718 and encodes 905 amino acids. Gene Ontology annotation, molecular function: oxygen sensor activity; heme binding; guanylate cyclase activity. Gene Ontology annotation, biological process: cGMP biosynthetic process; response to oxygen levels; nitric oxide-cGMP-mediated signaling. NCBI's taxonomy places the organism in Eukaryota, Metazoa, Arthropoda, Insecta, Lepidoptera, Nymphalidae.
AUGUACGGGUUGCUGCUAGAAAAUAUGGCGGAGUACAUUCGCCAGACUUACGGCGAGGAAAGAUGGGAAGACAUACGAAGACAAGCGGGAGUGGAACAGCCGUCAUUUUCAGUACACCAAGUCUACCCUGAAAACUUGAUUACUCGGCUAGCAAAGAAGGCACAAGAGGUACUGGGUAUAACAGAACGCGAAUUUAUGGAUCAGAUGGGAGUAUACUUCGUCGGAUUUGUCUCACAAUAUGGCUACGAUAGAGUUCUAUCAGUACUUGGCCGACACAUGCGUGAUUUUCUGAACGGAUUGGACAAUUUACAUGAAUAUUUAAAGUUUAGUUAUCCAAGGAUGAGAGCGCCUAGCUUUAUAUGUGAGAAUGAAACACGCCAAGGAUUAACUUUGCACUACAGAUCGAAACGAAGAGGUUUUGUGUAUUAUGCCAUGGGUCAAAUAAGAGAGGUGGCCCGUCAUUUUUACCACAAGGAAAUGCGCAUAGAGUUACUUCGAGAGGAACUUUUAUUCGACACAGUACAUGUAACCUUUCAGCUGACAUUCGAUAACCGCGCCUUUACACUAGCGUCUUUGGCUAUGACAAGAGAAGAAAAACAUCUGCCUAUUAGCGCGUCCGUACUCUUCGAGAUAUUUCCAUUUUGUAUUGUUUUUGGUUCGGACAUGGUCGUAAGGAGUAUCGGCAAUUCCUUGAUGGUCAUCUUACCAGAUCUAGUGGGCAAGAAAAUAACCAACUGGUUUGAUUUGGUUCGACCCCUUAUCGCUUUUAAGUUCCAAACUAUCCUAAACAGAACCAACAACAUCUUCGAGCUCGUGACCGUGGAAGCUGUGAUGCAUGAAAAGGCACCUGACAAACGAAACGAACUCAUCAGACUGUCAGAUGAAUCUGAUUGCGCAACUGACAAGAACUUACGAUUGAAAGGUCAAAUGAUCUACAUGGACAACUGGCGUAUGAUGAUGUAUCUCGGAACUCCUGUGAUGCCGGACCUCGCUGCGCUUGUGUCCACCGGCCUCUAUAUCAAUGAUCUCUCUAUGCAUGAUUUUAGCAGAGACCUCAUGCUCGCCGGUACGCAACAAUCAGUAGAACUGAAACUCGCUUUAGAUCAGGAACAGCAAAAAAGCAAGAAGCUAGAAGAAUCUAUGAGAAAACUGGAUGAAGAAAUGAAAAGAACAGACGAACUUCUGUAUCAGAUGAUACCAAAACAGGUCGCAGACAGAUUACGUAAUGGAGAAAACCCGAUAGACACGUGCGAGAUGUUCGACAGUGUAUCGAUCCUGUUCUCUGAUGUUGUGACUUUCACGGAGAUCUGUUCCCGAAUCACGCCCAUGGAAGUGGUGUCCAUGCUCAACGCUAUGUACUCCAUAUUCGAUACACUUACAGAAAGGAAUCGAGUUUAUAAGGUAGAAACAAUAGGUGAUGCGUACAUGGUCGUGUCUGGAGCUCCAGAAAAGGAAGACAACCACGCGGAGAAAGUUUGCGACAUGGCCCUCGACAUGGUGGAAGCAAUUACUGACCUUAAGGACCCUAGCACAGGAUCUCACCUCUCAAUCAGAGUAGGAGUCCACUCUGGAGCGGUAGUGGCGGGUAUCGUUGGCCUCAAAAUGCCUCGCUACUGCCUGUUCGGAGACUCGGUGAACACGGCGUCUCGCAUGGAGUCCACGUCCGAAGCCAUGCGCAUCCACAUCUCGCAGACCACGCGCGAGCUGCUGUCGCCGUCCUACGUCGUCACUGAACGUGGAGAAAUUCAAGUCAAAGGGAAAGGUGCAAUGAAAACAUACUGGCUAGAAGAUCGAGAGUCCAGGCCGUCUCUUUCGAAAAUAAUAUCAUCUCAAAUUCAAGCUGUCUCCGAAUUAGAAUGGGAAAGAGCCGCUGACAUCAGAGACAGUAUCGCUGAACAUUCAGCACAACAACUUAAUAAUAAAGAAACUCUGAAUAAUUUCCAUUUACCAAAUUCAAUCAACUCUGGUCCUAACUCCUUAGGAAAUAAUAUCCAAAAUAGUAGUCCAAUAACAUUCCAACCUUCAACUCCUACGUUGAAAAACCAGAAUGGUCCAACAGUAACGUCACCUGUUGAAGAGAGACGGAUGUAUUCUCCUGUCACUUUCCAAGAUGUCGCUCGACGGAGUAUAGCUAAUUCUCCCAAUAGAACUGAUAAGGAAAACGAAUCGAGAUCAACUUCAGCGAGUGUAGGAGGUGUUUGGACGGAUGCAGAAUCCUUGGAACCGCAAAGGAAUCUUGAUAGCUUGAACUCGUCAUUCUGUUCCACGUCCCCUUGCAGAGUCGGAACUGCGCCGGCUCCCAAGGAACGUGACAACUUCUUUACGGAAUCCGUGCAGUCCCUCGCGCACUCGGCGCCCGCAGCGGCGCGCGCUCGCAGCGCCUCGCCCUCGCCGCGCGCCGACGACAUCGAAACCGAUACAGAAUAUCAAGACGCACAAACAGACACACAUAUUUGCACGAUAUCGGAAAACGUCGAACCUCCCAAACAGGGCAGAGUCGGGAGAUUCCGGGCGAGAAUAGCACCAGGACACCACAAAACGUGUACAGUUCACAAACAAUCAAAUAAAGAUUCCCUAAAAGAGAAGCAAAUACCGUCUGGAAACGUCCAACCACACGGUCAUCAUCAUUCGAAGAACGUCAAUCAUCAUCAGUGUUGUGGAGCGUUCGGAAACCCUCACGUACGACAUAAGACUAACUCUAGCUGUCACUUAAUAUAA